This is a messenger RNA of Asparagus officinalis (garden asparagus), 708 nucleotides long. RefSeq lists its product as uncharacterized. The record is from RefSeq and is a predicted model, not a curated record. Lineage: Eukaryota; Viridiplantae; Streptophyta; Magnoliopsida; Asparagales; Asparagaceae. The transcript has a single exon. The coding region runs from base 1 to 708 and encodes 235 amino acids.
AUGGAUUCCCUAGCUACGCAUAACAAGAUGUUAGAGAGACAAAUCACUCAAUUAGCGCAAAAUGCUAGCUCUUCCUCUAGGCCUUCAGGCAUGCUACCUGGACAACCUGAGACGAAUCCCAGAGGUCAUGUGAAUGCUAUAACCCUUAGGAGUGGAAAACAAUACGAGGAACCUAAGAUGAAGGAAAAUGAUGGGGGAGAUGGUCACCAUGAAGAGAAAACUAAAAUUGUGAUAGAUGUGGAUAAUAAGACCCAGAUACAGGAAGAAGAAAAAGUUAAGAAAUAUGUGGCCCCCGCUCCUUACAAGCCUCCUCUACCCUUUCCCCAAAGGUUAGCUAAGGCUAAGUUAGAAAAGCAGUUCGGAAAAUUUUUGGAGAUUUUGAAAAAGUUGCACAUCAAUAUCCCGUUCACUGAAGCUAUCUCUCAAAUGCCUUCUUAUGCUAAGUUCUUGAAAGAGAUCCUAUCUAACAAAAGGAAGUUGGAAGAAUACGAGACUGUGGCCCUUACUGAGGAGUGUAGUGCUAUCAUCCAGAAUAAGCUGCCUCCUAAGCUUAAGGAUCCAGGUUCAUUUUCUAUUCCUUGUGUUAUUGGUAAUGUCUCUAUUAACCGUGCUUUGUGUGAUUUAGGUGCAAGCGUAAGUUUGAUGCCAAUGUCCAUCUAUAAGAAGCUUGGCAUAGGAGAUUUGAAGCCAACCACGAUAUCACUCUAA